AUGGCACGCAGAAUCAUAAUUCCACCGAAACCUAAGACUUCAUACAACACUUUUUAUCCUCCCGUGGAAAAGUCUCAAGAUAAACAACCAAAUAUAACACAUUACGGAAAGACGAAGAUAGACGAUUUGCAAUACGAUACAAUAUUUGGGAAAAAAAGAAGGGCACGAAAACAUAAAGAAAUCGACCCGGAUGUGGUGAUAACAGACAAUGGAAAAGUUCGCCUUAAUCGGAUAAACUAUGAUUAUCUGUUCAAAGAUCCUGUCCAUGAGGAAAGACAAGAAAAACCGAGAUCGUUCGGUAAAGUGCCUUACUACGGUCAAGCACAAAUAUUAAUGACUUUUAAAACCUCAAGAAAACUGGGUGAAAUUUCCAAAAUUUGGCCGAUAUCAGGUGAGAGAGCUUGGGUGAAUUCGUAUGGGGAUAAACAUCUUACUCUUAUCAACAAAAAAGGAGCACGUCUGACAACAACGCCUGAUUUUGUUCAUAGGAUAUGGGACUUUGUUAUCAACAAUAAAGGCCGCAUGUUGCUUACUGUUGAUCAUAGUGCGCAUAUACAUGCAAUAUCUUCCAAUGGAGAGCUUAGCCUAGCGGGGAAUUUCCCAGGAUAUCAGCCGUUAGGGAUUUCCGUAAAGCCGGACGGCCACACCAUUGUUUGCAUCCGGCCUUUGGUUGGAACUAAUGGACCGGCACGAUUAGUAACAAUUAGCAUCGAUGGAGAGGUUCUACAAUACUUUGACACUCGCGAGGACAAGACCCCUUUGUUCAUUGAUCCCUAUAGUGUUUCAUGCACCAGCAAUGGAAAAAUGUUUGUACGCGAUGGCGCGACCAAAGUUGUUUGUGUGGAUAGCAAAGGAACACACAUGUACACAUGGACAGGCCAGAGCUUUGACAGUAAAGAAGAAUUUCUGCCAUCUUGUUUAACUUCGGACACUCAUGGAUCGCUCAUUGUGUCAUCACGGGAUGCCAACAAGGUAUAUAUCCUGCCGGUAGACGGCAAAGGCUUGAGGUGUCUACUGGAUUUGUCUCAUGGGAUAGAACAUCCUCUUGGUAUGGGUAUUGAUGGCGUAGGGCAUCUCUGGGUUUCCUGCAAGGGAAGAAAAAUACACAUCUUAAAGUACAUUCAUUUGUGA
This is a messenger RNA of Ylistrum balloti, 1131 nucleotides long. RefSeq lists its product as uncharacterized. The record is from RefSeq and is a predicted model, not a curated record. The transcript has a single exon. NCBI's taxonomy places the organism in Eukaryota, Metazoa, Mollusca, Bivalvia, Pectinida, Pectinidae. The coding region runs from base 1 to 1131 and encodes 376 amino acids.